Sphenostylis stenocarpa is the source of this 534-nucleotide messenger RNA. The record is from the annotation of a GenBank genome assembly. NCBI's taxonomy places the organism in Eukaryota, Viridiplantae, Streptophyta, Magnoliopsida, Fabales, Fabaceae.
AUGGUCAUUGGUUUGACUAGCAUUGCUGACUUUUUGGAAUUGUGCUUUGGGAACUCACUGCUAUCAGGUAAUUUAGGAACAAGUAUCAGGAGUUCCCGAACACUAGGGGAGUUAUCUUUACCAGUUGAAGGACGAAUGCUUUCAGUGGCAGAUGGUGUCUGGCAAACUCUGGGCUUGGGGAGAUCUCUCAACCCAACAUAUAAUGCCAAGAAGAAGGAUUAUCGUCUUAAAACCAUGGGCAUGAUGGAAAUUGUUUUUAACAGGCCACUGGACAUUCUAAGGAUGCUAUUGGAAUCCGACAGUCCAAGGUCAGUUUUAGAAGAUUUCUUCCGAUUUGGUGCAGGCGAUGCAGCUGCAAUGUGUUUAAUGCUAGCUGCAAGAAUAUUGCAUUCUGAAAACCUUAUCAGUAAUGUUCUUGCAUGCCACAACUUGAAGGUAGUAAUGCAUCAUCAAACACAGGUGCUGCUUCUGGAUUUAGCAUGGGCCACGUUGUUCAGGAAGCUGCGCCUUUUUUUCUUUUUCAGGUGCACAUGA